ACCGUUUUAGAGAGCCAGGAGUGGUUGGGACCACAUUCUGCUGGCACAUUCUUCCAGGAAACGUAAAAAACCAUCAUCCGAGUGAUCAGCUAAGCUUAAACCAUCUGUCCUUUGAUCCUGCCAGCAACAGCAAACCUCUGCAGUUCGGCAGCGCUGCUGGUCUGCAGGUGUCGGAAAGUCCAGCCGAGAAUGGAAGCGACCCGGGCAAGAAGAGGAAGAGAGCAAACAUUCCUCCAGAUGGUGGCAGAAAUCUAAGCCUUGACUCUAUUCCGAUGGGCUUGCCAAUGUCAGACCCAACUGCCUGGGCCACGGCGAUGAAUAAUCUGGGGAUGGCUCCCAUGGGGAUGACAGGACAGCCCCUCCUGCCUGAUUUUGAUCCUGCUCUUGGGAUGAUGACUGGAAUCCCUCCGAUCAACCCCAUGAUGCCAGGCUUGGGGAUAGUCCCACCUCCCAUCCCUCCGGACAUGCCUGCUGUGAAGGAGAUCAUCCACUGCAAAAGCUGCACUCUCUUCCCACCCAACCCACAUCUACCCCCUCCAGCGACAAGGGAGAGGCCCCCAGGGUGUAAGACGGUGUUUGUUGGAGGGCUGCCGGAAAACGGGACCGAGCAGAUCAUUAUGGAAGUGUUCGAGCAGUGUGGAGAAGUCAUUGCUAUUCGAAAGAGUAAGAAGAACUUCUGUCACAUCCGCUUUGCUGAGGAGUUCAUGGUGGACAAGGCGCUUUAUCUUUCUGGCUACCGCAUCAGGCUGGGCUCCAGCACUGACAAGAAGGAUACUGGGCGCCUGCACGUGGAUUUUGCUCAGGCUCGGGAUGAUCUGUACGAGUGGGAGUGCAAGCAGCGGAUGCUGGCGAGAGAGGAGCGCCAUCGCAGGAGGCUGGAAGAGGAGCGCUUCCGCCCGCCCUCCCCGCCUCCCGUCGUCCAUUACUCCGACCACGAGUGCAGCGUUGUCGCUGAGAAACUGAAAGAUGACACAAAGUUCCUGGAAGCCAUCCAGACCUUGCUGACCUGGAUAGAGCGUGGAGAAGUGAACAGGAGGACUGCCAACAACUUCUACUCCAUGAUCCAGUCGGCCAACAGCCACAUUCGCAGACUGGUGAACGAGAAAGCAGCUCAUGAGAAAGAGAUGGAAGAGGCUAAAGAGAAAUUCAAACUUGCUCUCUCAGGGAUUCUGGUUCAGUUCGAGCAGAUAGUGGCCGUGUACCAUUCUGCCUCCAAACAAAAGGCUUGGGACCAUUUCACGAAAGCUCAGCGUAAGAACAUCAGCGUGUGGUGCAAACAAGCAGAGGAAAUUCGUAACAUUCAUAAUGAUGAACUAAUGGGUAUUCGAAGAGAGGAGGAAAUGGAAAUGUCUGACGAAGAAAUAGAAGAUCCAUCAGAGAUGAAAGAAACAGAAGAAUCAGCGCUGGUAUCCCAGGUGGAAGCCCUGAAAGAAGAAAACGACAGUCUGCGCUGGCAGCUGGAUGCCUACCGGAACGAGGUGGAGCUGCUGAAGCAGGAGCAGGGCAAAGCGAGCAGGGAUGAAGACACGACCAAGGAGCAGCAGAUGAAGCUUCUGCAGCAGGCUCUGCAGGGGAUGCAGAAGCAUCUUUUGAAAGUACAAGAUGAAUACAAAAAGAGAGAAGCUGAGCUAGAAAAAGUGAGAGAAGACAAACUAAAAAUAGAAACGUUAUUAGAAAACCUGAAGGAGCAGCAAAGCAUAGCAGACGAAGAGGACAAGGAGAGAGAUGCAAUUGAUUGUCAAGGGAAUGAGAGCAGCACAUCGAGAGUUUGUGCAUGCAGCCAGGAGAAGGAGUGUCCAGUUGAGAAGACGUUGAGCCAUAGUCCUGUGAAAUCUGAACGAGAAGUUCUGCUAGUGGGAAUAAUUUCAACGUUUCUUCACGUGCACCCCUUUGGAGCAAGCAUAGAGUACAUCUGUUCCUACCUGCAGCGUCUGGACAGCAAAAUUUGCACCGCGGAAGUGGAAGUUCUCAUGACUCGACUCCAGAACACGUUCAGGCAGGAGCUGAGUGGGGUUGGGGCCAGCCUGGAGAAAAGGUGGAAGUUUUGUGGCUUUGAUGGACUGAAAAUGACUUGAGCUUUGACUUAAUGCUGAAAACAACAGCAGGAUGCGUACGCCAGGAAAACCUGGGAUGCCUCUUACCUCUGUUCAUGACGAUUAUCUUGCACGUGUCACAGACUCGGGUGGGAUAAUAUGUAAGUGAUACCGUAAGUCCAGAGCAGCACUGGAAGAAACUUCAAUUUCUGUAGCUUCUUUGAUCAGUUAUUUGUUAACAGGCAAGUGCUGUUCAAUAUAUUUUGUGAAAAAAGUUCAUGUCUGAUAUUUUUAAGCACCGCGUGUUGACUGUGUGUUGCCAGUGUUGUGUGUGUUCUGUGUGCCCAAAUCUCUCAUUCUGUACCUUCUUUUUACUGGUAGGAACAACCAUAGACUGUCCUCUGAAGCAACAAGAGAGGCAUUUUUCUGGUUUGUAGAACCACCAAAAGAGGGGGUGGAAGACUUUUUUUUAGACAUCUCUAUGGUUAAAACCUGAUGUAUGUUUAAACAGAAGAUUUAGAUGGCUCGGAGUUCUCUGAGCCAAACGGUUGGUUCUUUUUCCCUGCUUUUUUCUUUACUAAUGGUUUACCAGUUAAGCUAAGAUGAAGGCAGUGUCUCUAGGAGCUGAGUGUGAUUCUGGCAGUGCCACUGGCAAUCUGUACAUUGCAGAGUCAGACUGUAAAUAAUUUUUUACAAGGGAAGGGUAUUUAAUCUUCUGUUGAUCUGGGUGGAGCAGAGAGCCUACAUCAGAUCUCUAUUUUAGUAAUAGCUUACCACCACGUUUCUCCAUCCCCUUUGCUCUGGAGACUGAGCUUCUGGAAGUGCUACAAGCAGCGCAGAGCCUGCUCCUGAAUCUUCCCACAGGCUGUUCCUCACGUUCUCAGCACAGCCUGGAGCCGACGGAAGGACCUCGCUCGCGCGCUGUCCCUCAAACAUCGGCGUGCCACCCCCAGGCUUAUCUCUAGGGAGCCUGGUUUUAUCCUUUCUCCCUUCAAAUCCAGUUCCAAGCUCUUUCCGUGAGCCCUGCCAGCUCCCGCGCAAAGAUCCUUUUCCCGCUUUGGGGCAGGCGGGGCCCGUCUGUCACCAGCAGCCCUGGUGUUGUGUAGACCAACCUACGAUCAAAAAACCCGAAGUUCUGCCGCUGACACCAGGCUCGGAGCCAGGUGUUGAUCUGCUGGGGCUUCCUCUUUCUCCCCUCAUCCUCCCCCGCAGCUGGGAGGAUGGAGGAGAACAAACACUGCUCGUGCUCCUGAUCCCUUAACCGGCCGUCCCAAGGCCCCGAAGUCUCUCUUGAUUGCCCUGGGAAUUCUUGCUGCAACUCCAUCGCUGCCUACCUGAAAAAUCAAGAACGGGGGUUGAUCCGAGGGCCGUACCAGGGCGGGAAGUUUUCUCUUCACGUCUUUAACCCGGCUCCGAGGGAGGCAGCAGACUUCCCUAAGAAGUGGGUCUGGCCUGUUGGGCCACCAGAAGGGAGCGUCCUGUGACAGUGACCCGCCUUUUCUUCUUCUUUAAGGGACCGGUUUUGAUGCAGGGUGGAGGCCAACUCAAUCUUGGCGACUUCCAACCUUGAUGAACCGUUGUCCCGGUCAUCGCUGGGUUCUACUCACAGAGCCCUGGAUCUAUUAUGCCCCGGCACCUGUGGGGUGGUCACGGGGGGAAACCGGGCAGGAACUUGUCACCGUUGCCCCCGUCCCACCGCGUUCAGCCGGGUGGAGAGAGGACGGGGUAGUCCGUGCUGAGCAGGAGACCUCUCCUUCGGAAAAAGGCUCCAGAGGCGUGGGCGGUUUUAGAGCCCGGGGGCAGGCGUGGCCGGAGCAGAGGGGCGUCGGGAAGGGCACGGCCGCCACGCCGCACGCCGAGGAGCUCCGGGAUGAGCGGGGCGCGGCGGCUGGGGCGGCCCGGGAGCGGGGAAGCCGCCGCGGCGGCGGGACGGGAGCCGGGGUCGGGCCCGGGAGCCGUCCCGCGGGAGCUGCUGCGGCUGGCGGAGCGCCCGGGGCCGGGGCCGUCCGGCGGU
This is a messenger RNA of Tyto alba (common barn owl), 4047 nucleotides long. It is a transcript of the gene ENOX2, whose product is annotated as ecto-NOX disulfide-thiol exchanger 2. The record is from RefSeq and is a predicted model, not a curated record. Gene Ontology annotation, cellular component: plasma membrane; external side of plasma membrane. Bases 273 to 2075 code for a protein of 600 amino acids. Gene Ontology annotation, molecular function: protein-disulfide reductase activity; RNA binding. Gene Ontology annotation, biological process: ultradian rhythm. The transcript has 15 exons. Lineage: Eukaryota; Metazoa; Chordata; Aves; Strigiformes; Tytonidae.